AUGAGUCUCUCACCAGCACUGCCAUCAUCGUCGUCGUCGAGUAUCGAACUCACAGAGACGUUCCACCACUCGACGGCCGUCUACGACUUCCACAUCCGCUGGACAUCCCUUGGCGACUCGGCAUCGCCGCCGUUAAUCUUCGUACACGGCACGCCCUGGUCUUCGCGUGUGUGGCACGCCUACGCACAGUCCCUGGCCCGGUACUUCCACGUCUACCUGUUCGACAACCCCGGGUUCGGCGACAGUCCCCUGGGCAAGGCUCGCCCGGGUAAGAAGGACGCCAUCAGCCCCGCGGUGGCGCUGGAUGCAGACUUGGCGCAGCAGUCCGAGGUGUUUGCCGCGCUGUACAGAUCGUGGGAGCAAGGUUGGCCGCGGUCGGGGAGCACGGCGCACGUGGUCGCGCACGACCAUGGAGGGUUGAUGGCCCUGCGCGCCCAUCUGCUGCAUGGCUGCGAGUACCGGAGUCUUUGCUUGAUCGACGUCGUUGCGCUGGGACCGUUCGGACAGCCUCUGUUCAAACUGGUGGCGGAAAACGAAGGGGUGUUUACGGCGUUGACUGGACCGGUGUUUGAGGGCGUCCUCGAGGCUUAUAUUCGGGAUGCAGCGUUUCGUGAGUUGGACAGAGAAACCAUGGAAAUGCUCAAGAGGCCGUGGAUCGCGAGCGAAGACGGGAGAAAGGGUUUUGUCAGACAGAUGGUGCAGGCGAACAGCCGCAGCACAGAGGAGGUCGAAGGCAGAUAUCACGAGGUUGGCACAAACAUGCCAGUGAGGGUCAUCUGGGGAAGAGAGGACAAGUGGAUUCCCGUCGAGACGGCGGAGAGAUUGAGGGAGAAGCUGAAUGCUAAGGACGUGGUGGUCCUCGAAGGAGCAGGUCAUUUAGUCAUGUAUGAUCAGCCGGGGAGAUUAGGGCUUGAGCUGGGAUGGUGGUUGGGAAAUAUGAAGUAG
Messenger RNA from Fonsecaea multimorphosa CBS 102226, 945 nucleotides. RefSeq lists its product as uncharacterized. The record is from RefSeq and is a predicted model, not a curated record. NCBI's taxonomy places the organism in Eukaryota, Fungi, Ascomycota, Eurotiomycetes, Chaetothyriales, Herpotrichiellaceae. The coding region runs from base 1 to 945 and encodes 314 amino acids. The transcript has a single exon.